This is a messenger RNA of Ornithodoros turicata, 1422 nucleotides long. Its product is annotated as lysosomal Pro-X carboxypeptidase-like. Bases 1 to 1422 code for a protein of 473 amino acids. The record is from RefSeq and is a predicted model, not a curated record. NCBI's taxonomy places the organism in Eukaryota, Metazoa, Arthropoda, Arachnida, Ixodida, Argasidae. Gene Ontology annotation, molecular function: serine-type exopeptidase activity; dipeptidyl-peptidase activity. Gene Ontology annotation, biological process: proteolysis. The transcript is spliced from 8 exons.
AUGCCACCACACGUCCAGGUUAUUCGCUGUAUCCGUGUCCAUAAUAACAAAUAUCGCUCUAACGGGUUCCCGAGUGCGGUAUGCUUCACGUCCGCCCUUUCUUUCAACUCCUCGUAUCAGGUGGACCACUUCAGCUUCAGCAAGCGGGACGUCUUCCGCCAGCGCUACCUGGUGUACGACAAGCACUGGAACCGCAAAGGCGGUCCUAUUUUCUUCUAUACCGGAAACGAGAUGAACAUCGAAGUGGCAGCCAAUCAGAUGGGUGUGAUGUACAACUGGGCUCCAGACUUCAAAGCUAUGCUGGUGUUCGCGGAGCAUCGUUACUACGGAGAUUCUCUGCCCUACGGCGAGCUCUCCUUCAGCGGUCGAGAAAGACGCGGCUACCUGACGACGGAACAGGCUCUCGCCGACUUUGCGCACCUGAUCCAGCACAUCAAGGCUACGGUGCCCGGAGCGAGGAAGAGCCCAGUGGUGACUUUCGGAGGGGGAUACGGCGGCAUGUUAGCUGUCUGGAUGAGGAGGAGGUACCCGCACCUAGUCACAGGCGCCUAUGCGUCAAGUGCUCCAAUCGGGUACUACAGCAGCGAAGUACCCUGUGGAAAGUUCCUGAAGGCCAUCACCGAAAACUACAGGACUCAUUCGUCCAAUUGUGUGGAGAGCAUCCGGCGAUCCUGGGGAAUCAUCGACAGAAUGGCUGAGACAGACACGGGCCUGGAGUUCUUGACGGACACGUUUCACGCCUGCCAGAGACUUACCCCGGACAGCGUGCCUGUCCUCAAGCAGUGGCUGCGGGAGGUUUACCAGACAUUAGCCAUGCUCGAUUACCCGUAUGAAACGGAUCUCUUUGGAAAACUUCCUCCCCACCCCGUAAAGGAAGCUUGUCGACUCCUGUGGAACCCUCUGCAAACAGAUCCAGACCUCAUAUCCAGCCUGCAUAAAGCAGCUUCCAUCUUGUACAACAGCACCGGAGAUGCCGCCUGCUACAGCGUAGAUGGGGUGCCUGGCGACCAUUCCGGGUGGAGCUUUCAGACGUGUACCGAGCUGAUAAUGCCCACGUGUUCGGAUGGAGUAAGCGACAUGUUCCAGCCUGAGGCUUGGGAUCUGAAGAAGUUAGCCAAGAGGUGCCAGCAGAGGUUUGGCGUCACGCCUGAUCCGUCAAGGCUUAAGAUGCUUUACGGAGGCAGCGACAUGAGUAGCACCACCAACCUCGUAUUUACCAACAACAUGCGUGACCCCUGGCACGACGGAGGCAUGUCCAAGAGCACGGAGACCCUGACGGCAAUAUCGGUGCGGAACGGAGCAUACAUGUUGGAUCUGAGGAUGCCCAACGAUCACGAUCCUAUCUCUGUUGCUUGGGCAAGGACUAGGGUCAAGAGCGUCCUCUGGAGGUGGCUCAUGCCCAGAUUUGACAUCUUCGGAUGA